AUGGACCCAUUUGAACGGCUUCCCGCCGAGCUCAUAAACCACAUUCUCCUCUGCGCAUCGGACUUUGUGGGUAUAGAAAGUCUCCUGAUAGCCUCGCCCCGAGUGGAUGCCAUCUUCCAUGAUCGGCCAGGACUAUUAUUUCAAGGGCUGGUGGCAUCGAACACAAUUGCAUCAGCCGCCCCCAUUCAAGAGAUCACCCAGAAAGUGAGGCUUCUCCACAGCCCCCCAUUCAACGUCCACAGUCUAGAGGAAUACAUCCAAUGCACCAACGGUGUUCACCACCAGCCUGAUAUUCAUAGCUAUGGCGCAGAAGUGUUGGAGAUGGUACGCAUUUCUGCCCAGAUCCAACGCCUUGCGUGUAAAUGUCUAUCGACGAUGCAGCAGAACUUCAUUUCCGUCGUCAGUGGCUUGCCAGUGGGAUCUUUGUCUGGAUCAAUUCGUGCCGAAAAGGCAGCCAAACCCUUCUCCUGGGUCGAGGAGUCUAAUAUUUACUGGGCUCUGUGGCAUUUACGACACUAUUCCGACCUGCAUAACUACGGAUCUCGCUUGAAUUGGUCUGAAGAUUCCAUGAAAAGGCUUAAAGAGUACCACACAUGGAACUCCAUCGACUACCUAACUUCUGAAGUCAUUGCCACUGUUGCCGCAGUACUAGCCGACCUGGGUUUCAGUCCAAUUUACUCCUACCCGUACCAGGGUGAAGAUGAGGAAUCUUUACAAGGAGUGUGGUGGUACACAAUGGAGACACCACCACCACUUUUCCUCUCCUUUGAUCUCGAAAGGAGCAUGGAUAUCACAGUUUGGCCUUCACCAUCAACGCCUCGAACCGAUUCAGUGACAGAAGCGUGGCAUCUUGGUCUCGGAUACUGUGGCAAGGCCCCCAGCCAAAUGGCGAUGUAUAAAGAUUGGGCCCGGGUCCUGGCGUAUCAAGGGCCAGAUCAUAACUACACCUUGAUAAGAAUACAACCGUAUCGGAGACUAGGUGUUCUUGUUUGGGAUGUAUGGCGCAUGUAUUCUACGGGGUUGAUGCAGUGGAACAAUGGAGAGCAAACCGAAACGCCCGACGGAGGUUUGACAUAUGUUCAGCAUGUGGCUUUGCGGGAGUGGCAUUCCAGAUGGAUCGCACUUGCCGGGGAUACGUGUUGA
Messenger RNA from Penicillium crustosum, 1143 nucleotides. RefSeq lists its product as uncharacterized. The record is from RefSeq and is a predicted model, not a curated record. Bases 1 to 1143 code for a protein of 380 amino acids. The transcript has a single exon. NCBI's taxonomy places the organism in Eukaryota, Fungi, Ascomycota, Eurotiomycetes, Eurotiales, Aspergillaceae.